AUGGCUGCAGAGGCGGCGGGCGAGCCGGAGGUGGCGCCAUCGCCGGCGCCGCCGCCGGUGUUCAAGACGCUCAGGGAGAAGAAGUCGGCUCAGGCGUCGGCGGAGGGCUGGGCGGCGGAGGUGGCGAGGGCCGAAAAGCUCUACGGAGAAGUUCGUGAUGGCGGCGUUCCCAAGGGGACGAUCCUGUGCCUCGGCAGGGUGCUCGACGCGCACGAUGAGCAGGACGACGCGGAGGGUGGGCGCCGGGAUUGGGAGGAGGACCCGCUCGGGUUCGACACCAACCCGGGAGGGGCUGCUCCGCGCCAUUUCAUUUAA
Molecule: messenger RNA, 315 nt
Organism: Emiliania huxleyi CCMP1516
Lineage: Eukaryota; Haptophyta; Isochrysidales; Noelaerhabdaceae
Exons: 3
Coding region: 1-315 (104 amino acids)
Source: RefSeq, a predicted model, not a curated record